AUUGAAUUUAGAAAUUCUAGCUGAUAUUCAAAAGAGAAAAAUCUCAGACUGCUUUCACUAUUUAUCGAAAAGAAAACUGCUUCCAUUUUCAGUUUCUUUCAAUUCACAAAAACAUUUAGAGUUUUUCUCUUCCAUCUGCAGCAUGUGCGAUUGCAUUUCCUCUACUCCUCUAUCCUUCUCUACCAUCCAGAUACAAAGCUCAGACAAAUCAACUUCAAAACGCUUUCGUACGAUCAAUAUCCGUGGUUCAAGUCCAAAAAUUGGCGGAUUAAAUUUAAUACCCACAAGAGCCGGAAAAAAUUCCAACGAAUUUUACAGUGAAUUAGAGUUUAGAGAGAAAGAAAUAAAAGAAUUGGAGUUGGAAUCGAGAAUGCAAAGUGAUAAGGACACUGAAUCCCCUGAUUUGGAUAUUCUUGAAUUGAAGGAUAGAGUAGAAGAGGAAGAUUUAGUUAGGUUUUAUGACAGGAACGAGAAAAUGGGAUUGAGGAGAGGUAAACAAGUGAUAAGGAGAUCUAAUUUGUUGGCAAAACAAGUGAUCAGUAUUCACUCUGCUCUUAAUUUGGGUUUUGUAUCUCAAAUUUGGGUGGACAUUGCUUCUUGGAUGGUAUUAGUUGUAGAAGUCAGGCCAAACUUGCUUUCUGGGGAAUCAGAGAGACUUCUGCUAGAGGAUGUUAGACGGGUUGGUGAUGUUGUGCUUGUCGAGGAUGAAACUGUGCUGGAGAAUGAAAUAAAAAUGGUUGGCCUUGAAACGUUGGUAGGAUACAGCAUCGUGACACCAGGUCGCCGAUACAUUGGGAAGGUGCGGGGAUACUCUUUCAACGUUAAUUCAGGGGCUGUGGAAUUGCUCGAGCUUGAUUCAUUUGGAAUUUCCAUCAUUCCAUCUAGUUUGGUCAGUACCUAUGCUUUACCUGUAGAGGAUGUCCUUGAAGUUUUAUCAGACACUGUUAUUGUGCAUGAGGCAGCAGCAUCACGAAUACAAAGGUUAACAAAGGGUUUCUGGGACGCACAGAAUGUGGGGUCUUCCAUAGAUGAAAUUGAAGAAUAUUCUGAUAGUGAAUUUUCUGUUAGAUCUGAUCAUGUUCGGAGUACAAGGAGAACCUCUCGCAAUCAGAAAUUCCGCCCAAAAAUUCGAAAAUCUGAGGAUGAUUUGGAGCUUCCAAUGGAUUACUUGUGAUAUACAGGAUUGUGACACUGGGCCUAUCUCAAAACCAUUUUUAUACAUGUAGAUAAACAGAUUUUCUUCGCCCGGUUUGUUCUUAUGCCUAUUCCCAAUAAACCUAAGUUUUUGUGUCCUUAAGUUGUAGAUAGAACAUAAUGCUAGUUUAAGAAAGUUAUCUUAUAUUUGGGUGAAUCUUUUUGUGACUGAAGUCCGUCGUAGAGUAGAAGCAUUCUUCAUUCAAACUACUUUCAACAGCUGUAUUGUAAGUACAAAGUGUUAAAUAGAAGUUAAUAAUCUUCGAACUA
Ricinus communis (castor bean) is the source of this 1464-nucleotide messenger RNA. RefSeq lists its product as uncharacterized. The record is from RefSeq and is a predicted model, not a curated record. The transcript is spliced from 7 exons. Lineage: Eukaryota; Viridiplantae; Streptophyta; Magnoliopsida; Malpighiales; Euphorbiaceae. The coding region runs from base 143 to 1174 and encodes 343 amino acids.